Andrographis paniculata is the source of this 1331-nucleotide messenger RNA. Its product is annotated as B-box zinc finger protein 22. The coding region runs from base 193 to 1092 and encodes 299 amino acids. The record is from RefSeq and is a predicted model, not a curated record. The transcript has 3 exons. Gene Ontology annotation, biological process: regulation of DNA-templated transcription; photomorphogenesis. Gene Ontology annotation, molecular function: zinc ion binding. Gene Ontology annotation, cellular component: nucleus. Lineage: Eukaryota; Viridiplantae; Streptophyta; Magnoliopsida; Lamiales; Acanthaceae.
CCCCUCAUAGAAUCAAUCCGCAUUCGUUAAACCACCACUUGGGUUCUUCCCUUUUGCUCCUCCAUUCACUGCAACCCCACCAUUGUCCUUCUUCACAGAUCUCCGGGCGUAAGCCUGCCUUCGGUUCGGGAUUAGGAUUCGAGUGACUGAGAGUGGGAAUUGGCGUUCUAACGGCGGCAAUUUGUGGCUCCGAUGAAGAUUCAGUGUAACGUCUGUGAGGCGGCGGAGGCGAACGUCCUCUGCUGCGCCGACGAGGCGGCGCUCUGCUGGAUAUGUGACCAGAAAGUGCACGCCGCCAAUAAGCUCGCCAGUAAGCACCAGAGGGUUCCGCUCUCUACCUCGUCCGCCCAGAUGCCUAAGUGUGAUAUAUGCCAGGAAACGGUUGGGUAUUUCUUUUGUCUGGAGGACCGUGCAUUGCUAUGCCGGAAAUGUGAUGUUGCAAUACACACAGUGAAUUCCUUGGUUUCAGUUCAUCAGAGGUUCCUACUCACCGGGGUUAAAGUAGGCCUGGAAGCUACAGUCUCUGCUCCGUUGUCGGCAAAAGUGCAUUCCCCGCAAACUACUGAUAAAAUCCCUGAUAGUCACUCUCUUUCGAAGAAAUCCUCCGCUGCAUUACCAACUGUCGAGCAUGGUAGGAGCUUACUGUCCCAACGUAGCACAGUAGAAGAUUUUUCAUCAUCGAAGGUGCCCUUUAACGGGGCUUCUCCUGCCGGGAGUAUGUCGCAGUGGCAGUUAGACGAUUAUCUCAGUCUUGGUGAUUUUGGCCAGUCCUUGACUUUCUUGGAUACCAGCUCAUCAAAGGGUGACAGCGGAAAGCUUGUCGGAGAGUCGGAGUCAUCUCAGCUCCUGCAAGUGGCUGAUGCAGAAUUGGAGGGCGAUGAUUGUUUUGGACAGGUCCCGGAUUCAUUCUGGGUGGUCCCGCAGAUUCAGUCCCCGCCAACAACAGCAUCUGGACUUUACUGGCCCAAAGAUUCUCAGAUUCCAUCACACUCUCCCGUGUUCGUGCCCGAUGUAGUAGUCUCUCCGCGGUUGCAGAACCUCGGUCACCACCACCAUUCCACAGGGCGCGCCUCUACGCGGCGGCACUGCUGACCGGCAACCCUCUAAAUGGGCCAAGUAUCACAGUGUAAGCUUAAUAUACAUACAUAUAUAUAUAUAUAUAUAUAGAGAGAGAGAGAGAGAGAGAGAGAGAGAGAAAAUGAUGUAAUCUCAUUAUGGUUAGUGAAUGUGGUUGGGAAUUGGAUGUGUGUGUUUUUGUGUUUGCAGUGACUAGUGGUCACUGUAGUUUGUUCAUAAAUCAUCUUCUUGUAAUAUGAAGCUUGCUUUUCUUA